Messenger RNA from Cercospora beticola, 1644 nucleotides. RefSeq lists its product as uncharacterized. NCBI's taxonomy places the organism in Eukaryota, Fungi, Ascomycota, Dothideomycetes, Mycosphaerellales, Mycosphaerellaceae. The record is from RefSeq and is a predicted model, not a curated record.
CUCCAGUACCAUCAUUGAACAAUGUCGCGAGAACGAGAAAGGCACAUGGUCGAGCCAGCUGCAGAGGAUGCACAGCCACAAGCCUCCGGCAUUGAGUUUCUCGAUUUCCUUGCUCCAGACACUUGGUCGCCACACUCUCCCGCCGAUCGCCUCGUCAACUGGAGCUUCUGUGGCUGUGCAUGACGUUGUUUCAGCAAUCUCACCGCAGAUUUGUCGAUGGACGCUAUCCAGCAAGCAAGAAGCUUGAACCCAGGUCGGGUGACCGCAUAGGCCCAUCAUCACCAGUAUAAUAAGUAGGAAGAUUGUUUCGCUGGCUGGCCGCUUGCAAGGCCUCUCUUGACACACUCUCUGCCACUCAUUCUGCGACAGGCGCGCCUCGUUCCAGCAGAAGCGCCCAGCCCGCGGCUCAAGGAGCUUCGAUUGUCGCGAGACCUGGCUUGAACACGCGCCCGACACCAAUCAUUGCCCAAACAUCUAUUGUUGGCAUUCACGACAUUUUCUCCCUGCCGGUCUGCUCUGGUCGAUUAUAUAGACCUAGAGGUCGCCAAUUUCGACUUCCGAGUUACAGCAACACCAGGAUUCAGAUCAACAAGUUGCGACAAUGGCGGCAGUCGUGGGAAAGUAUGCAGCGAACAAGUUCCUGAAGAAGCACAUGAGCAAGUAUGAGGACAAAAAGGUGGAAGGCGGAAAUGACCCAUACUUCGCCAUGGUCGAAGACCCGCGACGGCCUGGCAAGUUAAAGAAGGUCAAGAAGCAGAUCCCGAACUACAUCCCCGAGCACGAUGCGAUGGUUCUCGCCAGCGUUCGCAAGCGAGCGUACCACCUCGACUGCGGCCUGUUCACCCUCUUCGGCAUUCGAUUUGGAUGGGAAAGCGUGAUCGGGUUGAUCCCAGCAGCAGGAGACGCGAUUGGAUCGGCGCUGGCACUCAUGGUGGUCAGGAAGUGCAACAAAGUAGAAGGAGGACUCGGAAACGCGCUUCUGAUCCGCAUGCUCAUCAACAUUGCCGUCGACUUCCUCGUGGGACUCGUCCCUUUCAUUGGCGACUUGGCGGACGCUGCAUUCAAGGCCAACACCAAGAACCUUCGUCUGCUGGAAGAACAUCUCGAUACCAAAUAUAAACCGGACGCUCUUCGUAAAGACGACCGCGACCUUGCCGGGGUAGAUCGUGAGAAGAGGCGGUCUAACAGGAAGAGCGGCAUCUACGCGCCAAACGAUCCUCCACCAGCCACAGCCUUCGACUAUAGCGAUUCGGAGGAGGACACAAGGCGACAUGACGACAACGUGCAACAGCCUCGUCCCACAAGAGCGCCAGAAGACAGACGCGGUGGUGAUCGUGGUGAUCCUCGAGGUGGCUUCUUCUCAGGCAGCAAGAGCAAGCGAGGUAACAGGGAUACAGAGCUCAGAUCGGACGCUAGGAGGAAUUAUUGAUGAGCGCAUAUCAUUCGAGCAGCGAAUACAGGACGCGACAUUAUCGCGGUGGAGCGAGGCGUUUUGAGGAGCAAGAGCUGUCAGACUGAUGAAUGAUACCCUAGCAGAGAAAUUUGACAGCGCAACAGCAAAACAGUAUUUUUGAAGCAGUAGCAACGCAUAUGCAUAUCUUCCGACAAAGCCAACUGUGAAAAUCAAUAUGCCUGUCGACAGAC